Messenger RNA from Amyelois transitella, 2638 nucleotides. RefSeq names its product ecdysone 20-monooxygenase (gene shd). Gene Ontology annotation, molecular function: heme binding; monooxygenase activity; oxidoreductase activity, acting on paired donors, with incorporation or reduction of molecular oxygen. The transcript has 9 exons. Lineage: Eukaryota; Metazoa; Arthropoda; Insecta; Lepidoptera; Pyralidae. The record is from RefSeq and is a predicted model, not a curated record. Bases 186 to 1739 code for a protein of 517 amino acids.
GAAGAUUUCUCAGUCUGCAGUGACAAGGCGCACGCGUCGCGCGGGCCCUCUUUCUUUGACGUUCUCAGACAUCUAUCGAGAUAGAUAAAGGGAUUAAUGUGUGAUGUUAUUAAACAAAAAGUGUAUAAAUAAAAAGCGUGACGUGUUCCUCUCGCCAGUCCAGAAGUGAACUCAGUCUGUACAUCAUGGCUCUUCCGGGAGUUUUACUUUUUUCGCAAUAUAUGGAAAACUUUUGGGGCACACCACCUCCUUUAGUGGACUGGUCCGUUGGGAUCCCAACAUUGGUGCUUCUCGUGGUUGCGCUGGUGGUGGCUGCCACGGCGCUGAUGGCACGAGCAGCGGAUGGCAGGCAGGCGACGAGGCUGCCUGGUCCGCCUGCCUUGCCGUUCUUGGGUACUCGGUGGCUGUUCUGGAGUCGAUAUAGGAUGAACAAACUGCACGAGGCUUACGAAGACAUGUUCAGGCGUUACGGGCCAGUGUUCGUGGAGACCACGCCAGGGGGCGCCGCGGUCGUCUCCAUAGCUCAGCGGGAGGCGCUGGAGACAGUUCUUCGGACCCCGGCCAAGAGGCCCUAUCGACCGCCCACAGAAAUCGUACAGGUCUACAGGCGAAGCAGGCCUGAUAGAUAUGCUUCGACCGGACUUGUGAAUGAGCAAGGCGAGAAAUGGCACCAUCUCCGUCGCCACCUAACUGCGGAGUUGACGAGUCCUCAGACGAUGCAGAACUUCUUGCCUGAGCUGAACAACAUCUGUGACGACUUCCUCAACCUUCUGCAGUCCAGUCGCAAGCCGGACGGCACCGUCCUCGGUUUCGACCAACUCACCAACCGGAUGGGAUUGGAAUCGGUCUGCGGCCUAAUGCUGGGAACUCGGCUGGGGUUCCUCGAUCGCAGCAUGUCUGGCCGCGCAGCCACCCUGGCGACGGCGGUGAAGGCCCACUUCCGAGCCCAGAGAGACUCCUACUAUGGAGCCCCGCUGUGGAAGUUCGCGCCCACUCGCCUCUACCGUACCUUCGUUUGGAGCGAGGAGACCAUACACACGAUAGUAUCGGAUUUAAUGGAAGAAGCGAAGUCCCGUACUUGUGGCUCAUCGCAGGAUGACGGCAUGCAGGAGAUUUUCUUGAAAAUUUUGGAGAAUCCCGCUCUCGACAUGCGAGACAAGAAAGCCGCAGUUAUAGACUUCAUAACAGCUGGUAUUGAAACUUUGGCGAACAGCUUAGUCUUUCUUCUCUACCUGUUGAGCGGGCGACCAGACUGGCAGCAGAAAAUCCGGUCGGAAUUGCCAGUUUGUGGAGUCUUGAAGGCUGAGGAGAUGGCAGCUGCUCCAGCCGUGAAGGCAGCAACCAAUGAAGCCUUCCGGCUGCUUCCCACCGCACCGUUUCUUGCCAGACUUUUGGAGGCGCCGAUGACUAUAUCUGGACAUAAAUUGCCAGCCGGGACCUUCGUGUUAGCCCACACAGGUGCAGCGUGUCGACGCGAGGAGAACUUUUGGCGUGCGCAGGAGUACCUCCCGGAGAGAUGGCUGGAAUGCCGAGAGCCGCACGCGGCUUCUUUAGUCGCUCCUUUCGGUCGCGGACGCCGUAUGUGCCCCGGGAAGCGAUUCGUCGAGUUAGAACUGCAUUUAUUGUUAGCUAAGAUCUUGCAGCGAUGGCGAGUGGAAUUCGACGGUGAACUGGACAUUCAGUUUGAUUUCCUUCUGUCUCCCAAGUCUCCCGUGUCUCUUAGACUGGUCGAAUGGUAGACUGGACUCUGAAUGUCUUAUUUUUUUAAAAUUCCGAUCCGUCGCUUGAGAAUUGAUCAAAUGGAAAUAAGACGGAUAGAUUUUUAGACAUUUUACUUAUUGGCAUGAGACUUUUAAAUUAGUAAGUUAAAUCUAGUUUUAUAUUGUAAAAGUUUUUUUUUUGUAUUUGCGCUAGAUAAAAAAAUUUAAAUUUGGAUGCCAUUGUCUGUUCGUAUGAUUAAGUAACACGAGGUACAGUACAGGGUAUUUCCACAUUCUGCUCAAAUACACCCCAUUUCUUUUAGAUUUAAGAAUUGUCCGCAAAUUAAUUAAGACAUUGUAUAAUACUUACUAGUUUUAUAAAAAUAAAUAUGGCUGUGUUAAUAUCAAAAAUCAUAUUUAUAUAAUGUUAUAAACCACAAAUACCUCUUGUUUAUAAGACUGCGUUUGCCAGGACGUGCAUUUGUUUUGUCAGCAUUUAUAAUAUGUUUUCGUUUAAGUUUAUAAACGCUCUGAAAUUUAUCAAUAGGCAAAGGACCCAGCAGUGCAAAGACCAGUGCAUGUUCAAUUUGACUAAAUUCAGAAGUCAAGUGCAAUAUCAUUUAGAACCUCUGAAUUCAGCCAAGUUUAACGGGCACUGUAUAUUAACUUUCAUGGGUAGAAUCAGCAACAAUGUCCUAACUAGAGUCAUAAUAAAUAAGUCCUUUAUUUUCACGAAUUCCAUGGCUGAUCCAUAGUGGCAAUCGACUUUUUUUUAUCAUCGAGAUAUGUAAGAGUUUGAGAUAAUCAAGGUUUAUAAAGUUUCGAGAACAUUUAUUUUGUUUGCAGAAGUAUUUUAGAGAUAGAACUAUUUAAAAAAAAAACGCUCAUUCCGAUGUAUUUUAAACAUGAUACGACAGCUAAGAUAUUUUAUGUACAGA